Messenger RNA from Cottoperca gobio, 4881 nucleotides. RefSeq names its product muscle, skeletal, receptor tyrosine kinase (gene musk). Bases 132 to 3017 code for a protein of 961 amino acids. The record is from RefSeq and is a predicted model, not a curated record. Gene Ontology annotation, molecular function: ATP binding; transmembrane receptor protein tyrosine kinase activity; Wnt-protein binding. Gene Ontology annotation, biological process: protein phosphorylation; multicellular organism development; cell surface receptor protein tyrosine kinase signaling pathway. Gene Ontology annotation, cellular component: signaling receptor complex; plasma membrane. NCBI's taxonomy places the organism in Eukaryota, Metazoa, Chordata, Actinopteri, Perciformes, Bovichtidae. The transcript has 17 exons.
GACACACGCAGUCGCACACAGUGAAGGAAAACACCAAGCGAGAACGUCUCCUUACCUGCCAUGGGAAUCUAACCUCUCAAUCUGUGUACCUGUCAAAAAGCUUUGAGAAGACGGAUCAUUCUAGAGCCAGAAUGAAAGUUGUGGAAACCGUUUCAGUCUUUCUGCUGGUUCUGGUCACCUCAAGUUAUGGGAUACGGAGAGCGCCUCGUAUCAUCACCUUAUUAGAGACGGUGGAUAUACUACUGGAUCACAAUGCCACCUUCAUCUGUGAGGUGGAGUCCCGUCCCCCCGCUGACAUCACUUGGACCAAGAAUAACCACCCGAUAAUGUACUAUGACCCCCGGUACAUCACCAGGGAGCAGGGACAGAUGCUAAGCAUCCCUCGUGUCAGAGAGACAGACAAUGGAGAGUACUGCUGCCUCGCAAGUAACGGCAUUGGAGAGGCAGCCAAGAGCUGUGGAGCUCUGCAGCUAAAGAUGAAGCCUCAGAUCAAACGUCAUCCUACCAAUGUAACUCUUCUGCUAGAAUCGAAAGCAGUGCUGCCUUGUGUUACCCUCGGCAACCCCAAACCAGAUGUCACCUGGCUCAAAGAUGAUGAACUUAUCAAAAUCAGUGACCGUGUUACCAUUCUUGACUAUGGUGCGUUGAAGAUCCAUAACAUACAGAAGGAGGAUGCAGGACAGUAUCGCUGUGUGGCCAGAAAUAGCUUUGGUUUGGCCUUCUCAAAGCCUGUCACCAUAGAGGUCCAGGCUCCAGCACGAAUCCUGCGGGUUCCGAGGGAGAAGCGAGUAGCGUAUGGCAGCCAGAUUUCCCUGGAAUGUAACGCCACAGGAAAUCCGAUCCCCACCAUCACCUGGCUGGAAAAUGGGAAUACUAUCUCAGGCGCAUCGGUCGAAGAGACUUUGACAGGAGAGGUGGUCCUGUCCGUUCUUAAAGUGACGGUGAAUAAGCCUGCUCUGUAUACAUGUCUGGCCGCCAACAGGCACAACGCUGGAGCCAACACUGUCAAGGCAACUGCUAAAGUCACUGUCGCUGAGUGGAGACUCUACAAGGGCGUUGCAGGCUAUUGCAGUGCAUAUCGUGGAGAUGUGUGCCGCACCAUCCUGAGAGAUGAUCUGCUGGUUUUCUUUAAUUCCUCCCUCUCGGACCCUGAGGACAUGCAGGAGUACCUGGUUCAGAGUUGGUGGACGGAGCUGGAAGGACUCAGUAUGCUGUGUAGCCCCGCGGUACGCUCACUGCUCUGCCACUCCUCGUUCCCGGACUGCAACCCAUCAGGGUUAGGACCGGCACCUAAACCUGUCUGCAGAGAGCACUGCCUUGCAGUGAAGGAGCUGUACUGCCAUAAGGAGUGGUUGGUUCUAGAGGGCAGCAGUUCAGUUCAGCCUGGCUUCUUCAGCUCUGUCCCUGGGUCCCACACUCCCACUUCACUGCUGCCCAACUGUCAGGCCUUACCAAGUCUUCGCACAGACCCUGAUGCUUGCACACAUGUCCCUUUUGUAGACAUCAAGAAAGAUCAGGUUACAACAACAUGUUAUAAUGACAGAGGCCAUUUCUACCAAGGCAGCGUGAACGUGACGAGGUCUGGGAUACCAUGUCAGUCAUGGAGCCAACAGGUUCCCCACCAGCAUCGCCUGUCUGUGGAUGUGAUUCCAGAGUUGAAGAACUCAGACAACUACUGCAGGAACCCAGGAGGAAUCAGCGACAAGCCUUGGUGUUACACCUUGAAUCCCAACAUACGGUGGGAGUACUGCGCUGUGCCGCAUUGUGGAGAGACAAUCAUAGCAUCAGUGCUGAAGCCAGAGCCACAAGUCCCUCAUCAGACUCCUCGACUCCCUCCCACGGCCACAGUAUCGUCUCCGGCUUACUCCAUGUCCGUCAUCGUCAUCAUCCUGACUGCACUUGCAGCUGCAGUCUUCCUUAUCAUCAGCCUCCUUGCCUGCCGCAGACGGAGGAAGCAGUGGAGAAACCGGAAGAGAGCGAUGGAGACCCCGGCGCUGAAUGCUCUUCCAUCAGAGCUCCUGCUGGAUCGACUCCACCCCAACCCCAUGUACCAGCGGGUUCCCCUGCUGCUUAAUUCGAAGCUGCUGGCCCUUGAGUAUCCCCGAAAUAAUAUCCAAUACGUUCGAGAUAUUGGAGAGGGAGCCUUUGGACGGGUUUUCCAAGCCAGAGCACCAGCCCUGCUGCCAAUGGAGUCUUUCACGAUGGUGGCUGUGAAGAUGCUGAAGGAGGAAGCCUCAGCUGACAUGCAGAAUGACUUCCAGCGAGAGGCAGCACUAAUGGCUCAGUUUGACCAUCCAAACAUCGUACGACUCCUAGGUGUGUGUGCAGUAGGUAAACCCAUGUGUCUGAUGUUCGAGUACAUGGCCCACGGCGACCUCAAUGAGUUCCUGCGUCGCCGAUCUCCAACCCAAUCCGUGCGCACCCUCAGCCGCGCCAGCCUGUCGGGUCGCAGUUUUUCCUCUGAGCUGGAGGCGGGACUUCUCUCCUGUGACGAGCAGUUGUCAAUUUCCAAGCAGAUCGCCGCAGGAAUGGCCUACCUCUCGGAGCGCAAGUUCGUCCAUCGUGACCUCGCAACUCGGAACUGCCUUGUUGGGGAGGAAAUGGAGGUGAAGAUCGCAGACUUCGGCCUCUCCAGAAACAUCUACUCAGCCGAUUACUACAAAGCCAACGAGAAUGACGCCAUCCCCAUUCGCUGGAUGCCCCCAGAGUCUAUCUUCUAUAACCGCUACACCACUGAAUCGGACGUGUGGGCCUAUGGUGUAGUACUAUGGGAGAUUUUCUCUAAUGGGAUGCAGCCAUACUACGGUAUGGGUCAUGAGGAGGUUAUUUACUACGUGAGGGACGGCCACAUCCUCACCUGUCCUGAUAACUGUCCUAUGGAGCUGUACAAUCUCAUGAGGCUUUGUUGGAGCACACACCCAUCAGAUAGGCCCAGUUUCAGUAGUAUAUAUCGAAUACUGGAACGAAUGCAUCAAGCCACACUAAGCAUGACUGCUGACACUGAGCCUGACUGCUAACCUGAGAACCUUUCACAAUUAGUUUUUGUCCUCGUGCAAAACAAAGUCGAUUGAUGUAGUGAUUGAUGCCUGAAAAAACACUUUAAAUGAACAGUGGCAGUGAGCCCAAGCAUACACAGAAUACUCAAACAGUAAAGUGAUUUUCAGUCAUUUUGCCUUGCCCAAUUUGUCUUUUCAGGAGACCCUAACUGGCACCUUUAUUAAAUGUUUUUCUAUCAUAAACAGGUCAAAUAUUUCAGUCAAUUGCAUAUUGCUUACUUCUUCAAUUCAGGAAUUGUUUUUUUUUAGAGGGGAGGUGUUCCUUUAUUAUGGUGCGAUGAAGAUAGACAGGAAAGGGGGAGAGAAAGGUGAUGACAUGCAGCAAAGGGCCGCGGGUCGGAUUUGAAUCCCUGCCUCUGCGGUAAGGACUCAGUACAUGGAACGAGCGGAGCGCCCCACAGGGAUUGUUUCUAUGGAAUGCUGUAGUGUUUCCUCACUCUUACCCAUCAGUCCUGACCAUUCACCAGCACAUAUCAAUCACACAGGUCUGCUUUAUUUAUGGACAAUGUUGCAUUUCGCCACUAAUUUCUUGUGCGAGUUUGAUCGCGGCAUCAUAUGUGUUGCAAGAUGCGACAGAGAGCAGGUGGGGCUUCUCUCUACGUGGAUACCAACAACAUGAGGAUGUCAGGGACAAAGAGAAUCUCAACGCUGCUAUUUCUUGCACAAAUUGAAAACACAAAUUUUGCGUAAUUCCAUCGUCUAUGUCACUGCAUCGCGCGAAAUAUUCACUUCACGUUUGGUGUGAAUACACAAUAACACUGUUUCAACAGAGCCCUAAGCUUUGAAGACUUGAAGCCACUAACCAUGCAGAUGUACCCACAACCAUUUUAGAUAUAGAUAAAUGCACUCAAAAUGUAUGCUUCAUCCAUUGCAUGUUAAAUAGUUUUUAUCUUUAUCAUUUUGAGCUGUUACAAAUGGUCUGACUACUGAACAUUAGGGUUAGAAAGAGAAUGGGACACGACAUAGUAAGGACAUGUAAAACACGCUUCUUGUUAUUGUCACCUCUGGCAAACAGUGGCACACAAUCACUUUAAACCAUUGCUGUUGAUUGUUUUUUUAAACAAGUUGCUAUUCCAUUUUUGGGCAUUCUCGCUUUACUUCUUUGUUUCUUUUUCAAAAUCUUGUUGAUCUUUGUCUUUUUUUGUGUUAAUUUUACUUUGUGAAAGUGUUUGACACACAGAGUUUGACGUAACGAGUAAAUUACGGCAUUAGUUAAAAUAGUUUGAAGUGUAUUAAUGAAUUCUUCCAACUUCGUCACCAUAGCCCUUAAGGCUCACACAGAGAGAUUUGCUUGAUUCAAAUUUUGCAAAAACUCAUUAUCUAAAUUCAUUCCCGUGCCUUAAAAUAGUUUAUUUUGUAAGUGAAGAAUGGGCAAAAUGUCCUCAAUGUUCCAAAAUAUCCUCGUCAUGAAAGAGUAAAUCUUUAAUUGGUUCUCACAAUGAUUAAAACUCUCUUACAGAUCAAACUGUGCUCUCUGGUCUCAUUUCAUCUGUGUAAAAUGAAAUUAGAGUUACAGUGUUACACAUUUCCGCACUGAAUUACCAACAUCUAUUGUGUCAUCUUCUUCGUCAUGUGGAUUGCUCAAAACUGUUUGUUUUCUUUAGUUUGUUUUCUUUAAUUAUGUUUUCUUUAAUUAUGAGAUUAAUAUCAAAUGACAGAAAAUGUUUAUCUUGUCAACUUCAAAUGCCUUUCAGAUGAAUGACACAUUUUAUUUAUUUUUAAAUGUGCUGUGACAUUUUUGUUAUUUGUUACACGACAUAACGAUGCAGGUUUGUAAAGUAUUACAUUUGCUUUGUAUCGCUUGCAAAUAAACAUUAUAGUUAAA